ACGUGCACCAACAGAACAAAACCCCGUCAGAAAACGGAGCGCAGCACCCAGGUGCCAAAAACACACCUCGCCGCAGCGCAUUCCCUCGAACACCUCGGAGGCGGGGGGGCCAGGCCGAGGCGGAGCCCCCGAUGGCCGGAUCCGACCUCCCGUCCGGCAACGGAGGUCCGUAUCCGCCGCCGCCGACCACCCCGCCGCGGGGGCGCGCGAAGCAUAAGCGUGGCGACGACGACGCGUCGGUGCCGACGCCCGGCACGCGGAGCUCGGCGUCGGCGUCGGCGCGGCAGGACGUGGAAGAGGUCGUGAACGGCGCGGUGCGGGUGGCGCGGCGCGCGGCCGCGGGGGCGCUGUGGACCCCGGCGAAGAAGGCGGCGACGGUGCCGGGGCUCGACGGCAACCACGUGGAGCUGAUGCGGGACGUGAUCUGCGAGGCGCGCCAGGCGCUCUCCGUCGUCUUGCCCGAUGACGCCGACUCGCUGUACCAGAAGAAAUAUAAGGUUCACAGAUCAGGCUCAAGAAGUUCUGGGAGGUUAGCAUGUAAGAUCAGCUACUUGUCUAGCUUUCCGGCAAAACGUGUUGGAAGAGAUCCUGUCGCGCACCAAGCUUCUGUCCCUGAGUGGAAAGGUGCUCCAUCUGAGAAAUAUACUGAUGAUUACAAAGCUAAAACCUUACAAAAAAUGGGCACAAUUGUCUGUCCGUUAAGCAUGGACAUUUCAGCAGCUGAUGAGGCAGAGAAGACGAGGAAAGAAAGGGUGGACAAGUGUGACUGUUCUCUUCCUGGAUCUGAUGACUGUGUGCGAGUUCAUGUAAAAAAGGCCAGGAGUUUUAUCAAGGAUCAGUUGGGUGAGGAAGCUUUCAAAAACUGUGGUCUUGAUGCAAUGGGUGAGCAAGUUGGAGAGUUAUGGACAGCAACAGACAAAAGGAAACUUGCUAAUGUUGACAAGUUGAUUCCUCAGAAUAAACAUCAGAAAUUCAUGAAGAUUGCCUUACAGCAGCUCAAACAAAAGGAAGCAAAGGAUUUGGGAAAGUAUUACUACAAUGUUUUUCUUCCGAGAAGAUUGGCAAGCUUGACCAGGGAAGAGCCUGGAAAGGGCAAAGAUGUGGAUACAAAUGAUGAAGAGAGUGAUCAAGAUGAUGGCAACAAUGAACAUCAAUCUAGAAAGAAGAGUAAGAACUUCAGAUCUUCUUCUGAAAGGUGCAGGAAGUAGAAGUCAACAGAAAUGGAUGGGUGGCCCAAUUUUUUUGCUUGCAUAGAAGAGGAAGUAGGUAACUUCAGAGAGUUUAUAGAUGAGUUGCGCAGGGGUUCUUUGUGAUAGUUUGGAGUGGAGUCAAGGCUAACAUUGGACCCCUUGCGUCUACGGAUCUCUAAAGAUCCCCCCAAAAAGUACAUGAUCUAAACCAAUGUUCAUGAUUUUGCUUCAUUUUUUUUAUUGCUGUGAUGUGCAUCGCAUGAAAGAGAGAAUGAAAGUUGUAUACAUCUAUACAUAGAGGGUCCAGAUAUAGAACUGACCAGAUAUGCUGGUCAAAGUUUAGGGAAUUCUUUUUGGUCUAUCCAGAAAUUGAAAAUUUUGCAGACAUGUGUUGCUGUUGGAAUGUUUUUACCCCUUGUUUC
Messenger RNA from Brachypodium distachyon (stiff brome), 1612 nucleotides. RefSeq names its product AT-rich interactive domain-containing protein 1. The coding region runs from base 132 to 1208 and encodes 358 amino acids. The transcript has 3 exons. NCBI's taxonomy places the organism in Eukaryota, Viridiplantae, Streptophyta, Magnoliopsida, Poales, Poaceae. The record is from RefSeq and is a predicted model, not a curated record.